AACCCGGAAGCAGUUGGUGGCGCCCGGAAGCAGUCGCGGAUCCGGGCAUCCUGGUGGCGCUGCAACUGCAGAAUGGUACGCGGUGGCGGGAAGCGCAGGCCCGGCGGGGAGGGGCCGCAGUGUGAAAACACAGUUGAUGUGAAGAAAAGUAAAUUUUGUGAAGCUGAUGUCUCCAGUGACCUUCGAAAAGAAGUAGAAAAUCAUUAUAAGCUCUCUUUACCUGAAGAUUUCUAUCACUUCUGGAAGUUCUGUGAAGAACUUGAUCCUGAAAAGCCAGCUGAUUCACUUUCUGCAAGUCUUGGACUUCAGUUAGUUGGUCCUUUUGAUAUCCUUGCUGGAAAACAUAAAACGAAGAAAAAAUCAACAGGCCCAAAUUUUAACCUUCAUUGGAGGUUUUACUAUGAUCCUCCUGAGUUCCAGACCAUUAUCAUUGGAGAUAAUAAAACUCAGUACCACAUGGGGUAUUUCAGGGAUUCUCCUGAUGAACUUCCUGUAUAUGUUGGUAUAAAUGAAGCAAAGAAAAAUUGUAUAAUUGUUCCAAAUGGAGAUAAUGUAUUUGCUGCAGUCAAAUUAUUUUUGAUGAAAAAACUUAAAGAAGUAAUGGAUAAAAAGAAAACCAAUCUCUUGAAAAACAUAGAUGAAAAACUCACAGAAACAGCCAGAGAACUGGGGUACUCACUGGAACAAAGAACCAUGAAGAUGAAACAGAGAGAUAAGAAAGUUGUAACAAAGACCUUCCAUGGUGCAGGCUUGGUUGUUCCAGUAGAUAAAAAUGAUGUUGGGUACAGAGAGCUCCCUGAAACAGAUGCUGACCUCAAGAGAAUUUGCAAGACAAUAGUUGAGGCUACAAAUGACGAGGAGAGACUAAAAGCUUUUGCUCCCAUUGAGGAAAUGAUGACUUUUGUGCAGUUUGCUAAUGAUGAAUGUGAUUAUGGCAUGGGGCUUGAGUUGGGAAUGGACCUCUUUUGCUAUGGCUCACAUUAUUUUCAUAAAGUUGCUGGUCAUCUUUUACCUCUUGCUUAUAAACUGUUGAAGAGGAAUCUGUUUGCAGAAAUCAUUGAGGAACAUCUGGCAAACAGAAGUAAAGAGAACAUAGACCAACUUGCUGCAUGAGUAAGAAGGCUUAUUUGGUGUACAAUAUUUCAAAGGACUAAUAUUAAACUUGGGAUUUUUGUUUUUAAGGAAUACAAAAAAUAAACAUUUACUAAAAAUA
Messenger RNA from Callithrix jacchus (white-tufted-ear marmoset), 1213 nucleotides. RefSeq names its product histone PARylation factor 1 (gene HPF1). Lineage: Eukaryota; Metazoa; Chordata; Mammalia; Primates; Cebidae. Gene Ontology annotation, cellular component: nucleus. Gene Ontology annotation, molecular function: poly-ADP-D-ribose binding; histone binding. The record is from RefSeq and is a predicted model, not a curated record. Gene Ontology annotation, biological process: DNA damage response; regulation of protein ADP-ribosylation.